Molecule: messenger RNA, 1545 nt
Organism: Microdochium trichocladiopsis
Lineage: Eukaryota; Fungi; Ascomycota; Sordariomycetes; Xylariales; Microdochiaceae
Product: cytochrome P450
Exons: 4
Coding region: 1-1545 (514 amino acids)
Molecular function (GO): monooxygenase activity; iron ion binding; heme binding
Source: RefSeq, a predicted model, not a curated record
AUGGAGGCACUAGACUCCGUACGCGAUUACCUGUCGGUCCUCUGGGACGCCCGUCCCGCCACCAUCGCUGCCGCUCUGGGUUCCACCUGGAUCGGGUGGCAGUUUCUCAAGACAUUCCGAUCAUGGUGGCGUCUACGACACUUUCCCGGCCCGCGCUUCGCAUCCUUCUCGUACCUGUGGGGCUAUCGCAAGAUGACGACGGGUGAGAUGCACCACAAGCUGGCAGCAGAGCAGGAAAAGUAUGGCAAGAUUGUUCGCAUCGGUCCCAAUGAGCUCAUGGUCUACGACUCGGAAACACUCUGGCACAUCAACUCGGUUCGCUCCGAGUAUCCCCGCGGUGCCUGGUAUGGCAGCAUCCAGUUCGACCCCUAUGGCCACAGCGUGCUCUCCGAGCCCGACACGGCACUCCACGACAAGCGCAAGGCCAAACUCAUGUCUGGCUACUACGGCAAGGGCCGCACCGACCUCGAGGAGGACGUCAACACCAUGAUUGCCGAGCUUGUCAACGUGAUAAAGACGAACUACGCCGACAAGGACAAACAACUCGACUUCGCCCUGCUCAUCCGCUUCUUCCAGGUUGACCUUGUCACUGUGGCCGGUUCUGGCAAGCCUUGGGGCGAUCUCAAGCACGAAAAGGACAACUUUGACUUUAUUGGCAUCGCCGACACAUUUGUGCCUUUUCUGCACGCCUUUAUGAUGAUUCCGGCACUUCGCGACUUCUUUGCGUCUCAGUUCUUCCUCAAGCUUGCUGGCCCGAAGCCCACAGACGCCAAUGGCAUGGGCAAGUAUCUAGGCAUUGUGAAACAGACAGUUGCAGAAAGAUUCGCUGGCGACUACAAGGACAAGCAACAUGGUGACAUGCUGGACGAAUGGAUGAAGAACGGCCUUACUCAGAGAGAGUGCGAACUGGAACUGGCUAUUCAGGUACCGGCCGGGUCUGAGACAUCCACGACAGCCAUCCGCAGCAUUAUGCUCUACAUACUCUCAAGUGCUCGCGUCCACGGAAAGCUCAAGGAAGAAAUCGCGCAGGGUAUCCGAGAGGGUCGGAUUUCCAGCCCCAUUACCCAGAACGAGGCUAGGAAUCUGCCGUAUCUCCAGGCUGUCAUCUACGAAGGCAUCCGCAUGGUUCCUCCCGCCAUCACUGGCUUUCCCAAGCAGGUGCCGCCGGGUGGCGACACCAUCUGCGGCAAGUUCGUUCCUGGCGGCACCGAUAUCUUCGUCAACCUGUGGAGCAUGGUUCGUGACAAGGAAGUCUUUGGCUCCGACGCCGACGUUUUCCGGCCCGAGCGAUUCAUUGACUGCGACGAGGCUACCAAAGCCCGCCUGGUCAAACAGGUCGACCUAGCAUUUGGCCAUGGUCGCUGGCUAUGCCCCGGCAAGACUCUGGCCUGGCUCGAGCUCAACAAGGUCUUCGUCGAGCUGCUCCGCACAUUUGACUUUCAGGUUGCAAACCCGGAGAAGCCCUGGCACUGCAGAGGCUACUCAAGCUUCAUGAUUGAUGACUUUUACUUGCGCGUGAGCACGGACGAGAGGAUGCCGCAGUGA